UCUACAUCUCGAAAACUCGUCGCUUAUCUGCAGAAAGAAUGAAACUAAUUAUUAGCGCGUUGGUGCUGGUGCUGGUAUGCACCGUCAGUGCCGACAAGGAUGCAACCGUGCUGCGACAUGACGCAGAAGUCAAUCCGGAUGGUUCAUAUCAGUUUGCGUACGAAACUUCCAACGGAAUCACCCACGAGGAGCAAGGUACCCUGAAGGAUGUCGGCGAAGAGAAAGCUCAGAUUGCUCAAGGUCGUUUCUCGUACACUGACCCUGAGGGAAACAAAAUUUCCCUGCAGUACAUCGCCGACGAGAAUGGAUUCCAACCCCAAGGUGAUCACUUACCAACACCACCACCGAUCCCAGAGCUGAUCGAAAGAGCUCUGCGCAUUCUAGCGGAGAAAUCCCAGCGGAAGUGAAAAAAACACACACACACUAAGUCAAAUAGCUUAAAAUCAAUAAAUUGAUCACUUUA
Malaya genurostris is the source of this 463-nucleotide messenger RNA. Its product is annotated as endocuticle structural glycoprotein SgAbd-2-like. Bases 39 to 407 code for a protein of 122 amino acids. Gene Ontology annotation, cellular component: chitin-based extracellular matrix. The record is from RefSeq and is a predicted model, not a curated record. Gene Ontology annotation, molecular function: structural constituent of chitin-based larval cuticle. NCBI's taxonomy places the organism in Eukaryota, Metazoa, Arthropoda, Insecta, Diptera, Culicidae. The transcript has 3 exons.